UUCGUGUCUUUAUUGUUGCUCGGACUUCUGUUAACAAGUAAUAAUCAUAUGCUCUUAUAGGGACCAUAGAACUCUUGGAAAUGUUUUAUAAUAGCUUUAAUUAAUUAGUCACUAGAAAGCAUUAUAAAAUGAAGUAAAAACAAGUUUUAUCGCCUGAAUUCUAUAAAAUGUAUAAAAGUUACAAUAAAUGAACCCAUGUUUUACUAUUAAUAGUGUGAUUUUUUUUUUUUUUUUGCAUCAUAUUGAAUAAAUGUCAUCGCCUAUGGUAGGCUACACCCACUUCAGCAGCUCUACUUUAUAAAGAGUAGAUAAUGUACUAUCGUAGGUGGACCUGUGUCCUGUAGGGUUAACUGUACCGAUGCGCCGCCCUCUGAUGAACAGAAUAUAAACGCUGCUGGGACACGUUCUGAUUUCCCGCGACGUCACCGCACUGGAACCGCCAGGCAUUCCGCUAAUCUGAACCUUUACAAACGAGUUGAUAAAAUAUAUAAUUCAGACCUGUCCAAUGGAGAAGCAGGUUGCGGAUGGGUUGAGGGAAGUCUUCCAGUCAGGCAGGUCCAGACCCCUGCAGUACAGAAAACAGCAGCUCAGAGCCCUGCUCCGCCUCAUCACUGAACGCCAAGAAGACAUCGAGCAAGCUCUAAAACAAGACCUCAACAGGAAUACAUACAACACUUCACUCUUUGAGCUGAUCAGCAUCGAGAAUGACAUCAAGUUGGCGGAAAGCGACAUGGGAGACUGGGCAGCUCCUCAGCCUGUGAAAAAGAAUCUCAACAGCGCACUGGAUGAUGUUUACAUAAAGCCUGAACCUUUGGGUGUUGUGCUGAUAAUUGGAACCUGGAACUACCCAUGGGCCAUGAUCCUGCAGCCCAUGGUUGGAGCUAUUGCAGCUGGCAACGCAGCUGUGUUGAAACCAUCGGAGCUGAGUGAGCACUCUGCUAGACUUAUGAAAGAACUGCUUCCUCUUUAUCUGGAUAAGGAGAUGUAUCAAGUGGUGACAGGAGGGGUUGCAGAGACCCAGGAGCUGCUGAAGCAACGUUUCGACCACAUCUUCUACACCGGGAGCAGAUCGGUGGGGAAACUGGUGAUGGAAGCUGCAGCUCAUCAUCUCACACCAGUGACUUUAGAACUGGGUGGAAAAAGCCCUUGUUAUAUUGACAAGAACUGUGACAUUGCUGUGGCAUGCCGGCGAAUAACCUGGGGGAAGUUUGCAAAUUGUGGCCAGACAUGCAUUGCUCCUGACUACAUUCUGUGUGAGCCAAGCAUCCAGGACAGAAUAGUUGAAGAGAUUAAAAAAACACUACUGGAGUUCUACCAAAAGGACCCUAAAAGCUCUCCAGAUUAUUGCCGAAUCAUUAAUACACGUCACUUUGACAGAGUAUUGGCUCUAAUGAAUGAAUGCACCAUUGCUCUUGGAGGAGAGAGUGAUCGCUCACAAUGUUUCAUAGCUCCUACAGUUCUGAAGGAUGUUUUACCCCAUUUCAAAAUCAUGCAAGAAGAAAUCUUUGGACCACUGCUGCCAAUCGUCACUGUUAAUGGCUUGAAUGAGGCCAUACAUUUCAUCAAUGCAAGAGAAAAGCCAUUGGCGCUCUAUGUGUUUUCCUCUGAUAAAACGGUGAUUAAGCGAAUGUUAACCGAAACCAGCAGUGGAGGAGUGACUGUUAAUGAUGUCUUGAUGCAUUACACUGUGUCUACCUUACCUUUUGGAGGUGUAGGAAACAGUGGAAUGGGCAGAUAUCAUGGGAGACACACGUUUGACCAGCUGAGUCACCAUCGUGCCUGUCUCAUCAAGUCUUUUGCUAUGGAGGGUUUGAAUUACGCUCGUUACCCUCCGCUAACAGCAGCCCGACUGCGCAAGGCCAAGUUUUUCAUGCAGCAUCGCUUGUGCAGCUGUAGUGGGAUAUGUGUGUGGGCCAUCAUCGCAACCUUGUUAGCAAUUGGUCUGCUUGUUGCCUUAAUAGUUGUGCUCACUGUGCUGAUAUAAGUACAAAAAAACCUUUUACAGCUUAUAACAUGGCAUUGC
Molecule: messenger RNA, 2023 nt
Organism: Carassius carassius (crucian carp)
Lineage: Eukaryota; Metazoa; Chordata; Actinopteri; Cypriniformes; Cyprinidae
Gene: aldh3a1
Product: aldehyde dehydrogenase 3 family, member A1
Exons: 10
Coding region: 506-1984 (492 amino acids)
Biological process (GO): aldehyde metabolic process
Cellular component (GO): cytoplasm
Molecular function (GO): aldehyde dehydrogenase (NAD+) activity
Source: RefSeq, a predicted model, not a curated record